This is a messenger RNA of Coccomyxa subellipsoidea C-169, 655 nucleotides long. RefSeq lists its product as hypothetical. Lineage: Eukaryota; Viridiplantae; Chlorophyta; Trebouxiophyceae; Coccomyxaceae. The record is from RefSeq and is a predicted model, not a curated record. The coding region runs from base 352 to 510 and encodes 52 amino acids. The transcript has a single exon.
GUGCUAGUCAAUUAUUUCAGCACUGUGUUGGCUGGCAGCUGCAGCUUAUUGCAGCACUGUGUGCGGCAACUCAUGCAUGCAGGCAGCGCAAGCGAAAGCUGCUCAAAACCCGGAAACCAAGAAUGCUGACAGCUCUUUGCAGCCGAAAAACCCUGUGCAGAUCCGGGCUGUUUAAACCUGAGCAAGAUCUUGGCUUUUGCCAUCGGUCAAAGAUUUUUCCUCAUGACAUGAUACAGGAUCAAGUCAGUGCUGUGUAAUAUCUGCACUGUCAUGAGUAAUGGGCAAGCCUGAAAUCUGCCCUUUGUCUUGACACCUUGGGCUUUUAAUUACAACUGUCACCAAGGGGCACUUAUGCGCAUGCAGGCAGCACAUGCAAAGGCUGCGCAAAAACCGGCCAGCAAGAAUGCUGACAGCAUCGGGGCGGCUACAGCGUUUGUGGCAGAAUUUGGAGCGCCAGUGCCUCCACCAAAACCUAGCAAACCCUCACUCGCUGCCCUUGCGCAGGAAUGAGUUUGAUAAUCCCCUGGAUCAGCGUUUCUUCUAAGGGUUUUGGCUGAAAGCCAAUGUGGCUUUGAAGAUGUCUUCAAGUAAACUUUCAAAAGCCGCAAAAGUGGCAGAAAUUAGGAUUUUAGAAAAACCUUUUUGGGUUUUAACC